Alternaria burnsii is the source of this 1062-nucleotide messenger RNA. RefSeq names its product nad-binding protein. Gene Ontology annotation, molecular function: oxidoreductase activity, acting on the CH-CH group of donors, NAD or NADP as acceptor. The record is from RefSeq and is a predicted model, not a curated record. The transcript is spliced from 2 exons. Lineage: Eukaryota; Fungi; Ascomycota; Dothideomycetes; Pleosporales; Pleosporaceae. Bases 1 to 1062 code for a protein of 353 amino acids.
AUGCCAGGCCAACAGACACGCCAAUGGGUUCUUGCCAACCCGCCGGUCAACGACCCCGUCAUCGAGGGCAAGGACGCGACCUUUGAGCUCAAGACCGUCGACCUCCCAAGCCCAAGCGCUGACCAGGUCCUCAUCAAGAUACUCUACUUCUCAAAUGACCCAGCGCAAAGAGGAUGGAUUCAGAAGGACAUGGACCCUGAGCGCCUCUAUGUUCCACCAGUAAACGAGGGCGACAUCAUGCGUUCCUUUGCCAUCGCCGAGAUCGUCGAAUCUAGCACCGAUAGCCUGCCCAAGGGUCAACUCGUCAUGGGCACCUUCGGCUGGACCGAGUAUGCUGUUGUCUCCGCCAAAGAGGUCCGCCCCAUUCAAGCCGAUGAGAGCGCCGGUAUUCGUCCCACACACUUUGUUGGAGCACUUGGCGGAACUGGUCUAACCGCAUACUACGGUCUCAUCGACAUUGCGCGUGCUACCGCCGCCGACACCGUCGUCGUUUCUGGAGCUGCGGGCGCUACUGGAUCGAUGGUCGUGCAACUCGCCAAGAACGUGCUCGGAUGCAAACGCGUCAUUGGUAUCGCGGGUGGUGAAAAGAAGUGCCGCUGGGUCGAGAGUCUCGGCGCGGAUAUCUGCGUUGACUACAAGGCUGCUUCUUUUGAAAAGGACUUGAUCAAGGCUACAGAAGGAUACGUGGAAGUCUACUUCGACAAUGUCGGUGGCGAUAUCUUGUCGCUUAUGCUUGGUCGCAUGAAGCGCCACGGACGCAUUGCUGCUUGUGGUGCUGUUGCAACAUACAACUCCAUGGGCGACAGUGGUGUGAAGAACUGGUUCGAGAUUAUCAGCAACCGAAUUGAGGUCAAGGGAUUCAUUGUUAUCGACGCUUUGGAGUCUGGCAGGGCUGGACAGAUUGUACCAGAGUUGAUCAAAGGAGUCAAGGAGGGCAAGAUUCAGGUUGGACCUGAGACCGAGACUGUGGUUAAGACCAAGUUUGAGGAUGUGCCCAAGACUUGGAUGAUGCUUUUCCAGGGUGGCAAUACUGGAAAGUUGGUUACCGAAAUCCAGGGCUAA